Messenger RNA from Symbiodinium pilosum, 1314 nucleotides. The record is from the annotation of a GenBank genome assembly. Lineage: Eukaryota; Dinophyceae; Suessiales; Symbiodiniaceae.
AUGCCUGCGAAAACUCGGGCACAACUGCUCCACGAGAAGUCGCAGGCUCGGGCAAAGACUUGGAGCAAUACCUUGGAAGGUAGUCGGAGGAAAAAGGCCGAGGAGAAGAGGAAGAAGUUAGAGAUGGAAGAGCUAGAAAGGCAGAAGGUAGACGCUGAAGAAGCCAAGAUCCAGCUGGAUCAAAGACGGGCGACCAUCGACCGUGCUAACAAGCUGCUGUAUGAGGAGUCUGAUCGCAUGAAAUCUUUCCACAGCAAGAUGAUGCACUGUGACGUCAUCGCGGAAAGAGAGGCGCAGAUCUCCCUCAAAGGCGAGCUGAAAAAGCUUGAGCAGAUUCGAGAUGAUCGCUUUCUUGAGAUGGAGAAGCAGAACUACCGGAAGAUGUUAGAGCGUGAGAUGAAGGAGCGAGAGACAAAGGAAGAGCUCUCCAAGAUAGCAGCGAAAGCUCAGAAGGAGCAGCUUGCAGAGUACAAAGAAAAGCGCUUCCAGGAGGUGGAGGAUGCCAUGCUUGAAGGGGAGCUCCUGCGUCGUAAGGCCAUUGAGGACCUUGAGGCAGAGCGGGCGGCGGAGAAGAAACGUCGUGAGAUGGCCAUCAAGGCCCAGAAGGAGACGCAGAAAGCCAAUGUGUACCUGAAGCAGAUCAAGGCAGAGGACAUGCUCCGUCAGCAGAAGGAGGAGGAAAAAAUCCAGGAGUAUGCGAACCGCAAGGAAAAGAUGCUCCAAUUGCGCAAGCAGAAGGAGGAAGAGGUCUUUCAGCAGAAGCAGGCAGCCCGAAAUGCAAUGAUCGAUGCGCAGGCCAAGCGCUUGGCUGAAAUGCAAAACAAUGAGGAGGCUCGAGUGGAAGGCCAGGUGAAGCAGAAGGAGGCUGCAGAUGAGAAGAAGCGGCUCGACAAGCUAGAGAUGAUGAGAAGGUGGGAAGAGGAUAUUCAAAACAGCCGGCAAGCUCAGAUCGAGCGAAAGCAGAAUACCCGCGCGCGGGAAAAGGCUGAAGAUGCCGAGACUGCCAAAUUCCUUGCGGAGUGGUGCAAGGUGCUGGACAAGCAGGAGCAAGAGGAGAAUCUCCUCAAAGACGCAGCAGCGCGAAAGCUUGCGGAGGAGCACCUGAAGCAGGUUGAGUUGUCGCGGCGAAAGAAGUUUGAGGAGAAAAAUUCUGACAAAGGUGUGGCGGAGCAUGCCGGCAAAGUCAUGGAGGCAGACACGCUUGAGUUUCACGCCUAUGCAGAGAAAAUCAUUCGGGAGUACUCCGCAGAGGGCAAGAACGUCAUCCCUCUCAUAAAGGAGCUUCGAGAUUUCCGGAAGCGCGUACAAGAGUGA